Molecule: messenger RNA, 1507 nt
Organism: Neurospora crassa OR74A
Lineage: Eukaryota; Fungi; Ascomycota; Sordariomycetes; Sordariales; Sordariaceae
Gene: qa-3
Product: shikimate/quinate 5-dehydrogenase
Exons: 2
Coding region: 404-1423 (339 amino acids)
Biological process (GO): shikimate metabolic process; chorismate biosynthetic process
Molecular function (GO): shikimate 3-dehydrogenase (NADP+) activity
Source: RefSeq, a predicted model, not a curated record
CUUCCUUCUAAAUCACUGAAAUCCCCAGAGCAUGCCCAAAGGCAAAACGCUCAUCCUGAAUCUUUUCCCUUAUGCAGGACCAUUUCGGACGACUAGGCAGCCCAGCUUCCCCAAAUCCCCGAGGACAUUCGAGCGUUCUCAUUCAUCCUCCUCCACGAAGUGCUUUGUUACGAUGGAGAUGCUUAGUCGAAUUGAACCCUGUCAACUCCACGCGCCCAUGUAGUAAUGAAAAUGGGGGAAUAACUUAUAGCCACGCCUUAUGGCAUCUCUCUCCCGAGUUAGACGAUCUCGGGAAUUCCUUAGGUUCUCUCUAUUUUCAUUCCGGUCUUCUGUCGAAUCUUGAUUUUCGAGUGACUGUGACUUCUCAUAGCCAGAUACACCACACAAUCAAGCAUAUAUCACCAUGUCGACAGCAACCACCACAACAUCAGCGACGACGACGAUGUCGGUCGUCCAGCCCCGACAGCAAGAGCUCCUUCACCUCACCAGCACACCCGACAUCACCCCCUACACCAGACAUGGCUAUCUCUUCGGCCAGAAACUCGCGGCCUCCAUGUCCCCUCUCCUCCACUCCAUCGUUUACUCCCACCUCUCUCUCAACUGGGCCCAACUUCGUCUUGACUCCCCCUCUAUACCACUCUUCCUCCAGCUGGCCCAGCACCCAGACUUCUACGGCGCCUCAGUGACCAUGCCUCACAAAGUGGCCAUCAUCCCGCACCUUGACCACCUGACUCCCGAAUGUCGCGACGUCGGCGCCUGCAAUACCCUAUUUCUCAAAACCGACCCAGCCACCGGCCGUCGCCUGUACUGCGGCGCCAACACCGACGUGAUUGGCGUGCGCGAGAGCUUCGUUCAAAAUGUCUCUGACCCCGCCCGGGUAUACGAGAGCCGGCCGGCACUGGUAAUUGGCGGCGGCGGCGCGGCGCGAUCAGCCGUGUACGCGCUGCACAAGUGGCUCGGCGCGACGGACAUCUACCUCGUGAACCGGGACAAGAGCGAGGUGGACGCGGUGAUUGCCGAAUGCACGGAGCGCGGGUACGGCGAUCGCCUGGUGCAUGUGGCGAGCGUGGAGCAGGCUGAAGGCCUGGAGGGGCCGGGGGCGAUAGUCGCUUGCAUUCCGGAUUUCCCGCCUAAGACGGAGAAGGAGAUGUUGGUGAGGAGGAUUGUCGAGACGUUCUUGAUGAAGGAGGAGAAGGGUGCUAUGCUGGAGAUGUGCUAUAACCCUAGCCCGUUUACCGAGUUGGGAGCGUUGGCGGAGCACGAGGGGUGGCAGGUUAUCUUGGGCACGGAGGCUUUGAUCUGGCAGGGGAUUGAGCAGGACAAGUAUUGGACCGGUCGUACAAAUGAGGAACUUCCCAUUCAACAGAUCAAGGAAGUCAUUGCUGCAAAAUUGGCAGAAGCUUCCAAAUCGCACACCAGUUGAGAUAACAGGGCCCUCUAAGCAUGUAAAACGACAGUGGGAUGAAAACAGGGUCGCUCUAUAGAUCGGGUUGUGACAUCGGUUGUG